This is a messenger RNA of Diabrotica virgifera virgifera (western corn rootworm), 1091 nucleotides long. It is a transcript of the gene Surf6, whose product is annotated as surfeit locus protein 6 homolog. Gene Ontology annotation, biological process: ribosomal large subunit biogenesis; ribosomal small subunit biogenesis. Gene Ontology annotation, molecular function: RNA binding; DNA binding. NCBI's taxonomy places the organism in Eukaryota, Metazoa, Arthropoda, Insecta, Coleoptera, Chrysomelidae. Gene Ontology annotation, cellular component: nucleolus. The record is from RefSeq and is a predicted model, not a curated record. The transcript is spliced from 2 exons. The coding region runs from base 96 to 980 and encodes 294 amino acids.
AUAUAAAAAGAAGAAAAUCAUAACCUUUAAAUUAUCACCUGUUUAUAAAUGGUUUACAGUUUUUUAAUAUUAUUGAAUAGUUUAUAAUAUUUAAAAUGCAAUUGAUAAACGAAAAACUGGAUAUAAGAAAGGUGGAGCAAUGUUUAAGGACAGAAAAUAAAUUUAUAUCAGAACUCUUAAAGCGGUCGUGUAUUCCAGAGAGAAAAGAUUUCGAUGCUAGUGAUGAAGAAGUUGAAACUACAACCUCUAAACUUCCUUUCGAUGCAAGUAACAAGAAAACUUCACGAGCAGAGUCCCUUGUUGAACUCCAGCAAAGAUUAGAUGCCAUCAAAGGUAAGAAAAAGCAGACCUACAAAGAGAAACUGACGAAAAAAGGUUUAAAGAACAGAUUAAAAAAGAAAACACAGCAAGAUCAGAGAAACGCUGAGAAAAAGUUACAGAGAGCAGCCCAGUUAACUUUAAAACAAGAGGUGAAGAGUGAAAAUGGAGAAGUAAAAGUUGAAACACAGGAAGAGGUCCACAAGAAGCCAGUGUUCAAUAAAGAAGAUAAAAUUGUGUAUUCCAAAAUUGAUUUUGAUACUCUUGGCAGGCAAAAGAAGGUUAAGAAAGAAAAAGAUCCCAAGAAACUACUAGAAAAACUGGAGAAACAGAAAGAGAACAUAGAAAAGCUAAAAGAAAGUGGCAACAUAGAAAAAGCAAUAGAAAUCAAAGAAAAAUCACAGUGGAAAAAUGCUCUGGCCAAAGCUGAAGGGCAAAAGGUUAAAGAUGAUCCAUACUUAUUAGCUAAAAGUGUAAAGAAACAAGAACAAAAGCAAAGAUCUACAAAGAAAAAGUGGGAACAGAGACAACAGAAAGUAGAGAAAGCCAAGAAGGACAAACAACAGAAGAGGACUGACAAUAUCGCGAAGAGAAAGAAGGAAAAGAAAACUAAGAAACUGAAGCAGGCUGUUAAGAAAGGUAAAGUGAUUCCGGGAUACUAGACUGUUUACAUUUGGAAAAAAACUGUGUAUAUGUGUUAUUACCUGUUACAUUUUUAUCUGUUAAGACAUUCUCCUCUUUAAUUGAUUGUAAUAAAAAAUACGUAAGUUAAA